AUGGAUUGGUAUUCUGGAGAAUGUGUGGGUAGCCAAUCUUCAUUGCACGAUACAAUGACCAACUAUUCAUCAUUACAAGAAGAAGAAGAUAUGGAACAAAAAGAGUUGAAUAAUUCAUCACCAUCAUCAUUAUCCUCUACAUUUGGUUCAUUCAUCCUUCUUUUCCAUGAUUCACUUAGAAAUUUUCUCAAUCGACAGUCGAUCAUUGUUAGUAAACCGCAUUUUAUUGAAAAAAAAAUAAUACAAAAUCGUCAAUGGGCGAUUGAAUUUACUCGAAGUGGCGGUCUCAAUGCUUUAUUAGGCUAUAUCAAUCGUACAACAGCAAAAAGAUUGACAUUGAUUGAUGUAAUACUUCUCAAUGAAGCAUUGCAAUGUCUUCGAAAAUUAAUGAAUAUAAUUGAAAUAUUUGAGCAUAUUGCCAAUAAUAAUCAAUAUAUCAAUGGAAUUGUCAAAACAUUAACAAUUCCAUCGCCUGAAAUUCGUAUGCGUGUAUUCGAACUAUUAACAGCACUGUGCGUGUAUUCACACGAAGGCUAUGAUCUCGUUCUAAAAGCAUUACGUGAUUUUGAGGUAAAUUUUUUUGAUUAUAUUGAAAAAUUGACAAAGAAUACAAGAUUUUAUGAUACUUUAUUAGAUUAUGCAGAACUAUUGAUUGAUAUUGGUCAUGAAAAUGAUAAUGAUGAUGAUGAAAGUAAUGACACGGAAGAAUUUGAUAAUCGAGAAACCGGUAUUUCUGAUGAUAAACUUCGGUGGAUUGAAAAUCCAAAGAAAAGAACGAGCGCAAAUCAAUCAGAGCAAUAUUCGAAUGUAUUUGCCGUGAUUACUGAACAAUUAAAAUAUACGGAAGUGGCAAAACAUAAAUGGUCCGCAUUAGCUUUAAUAAAUAAUAUUUUAUCUUGUACAGAUUUUAUUGACAAACGUUUGCACUACAGAAAUAUUUUAUUAGCGGAUGGAUUUUUAUCAACAUUAGAACGAGCAAGACGUUAUGAUGAUAUUGAUCUUAAUUUUCAAAUUGAUAUUUUUCUAGAAAAGAAACAGUAUGGUGAAGAAGAAUAUUUAAAGCAAUUUGAUCAAAAUGACCUACUGGCUAUUGGUCGAGCGAUCGAGUUUCAACUUCGAACAGAUUCAAAUGAAAAAGCAAUGUAUCUGACAGCGAUGCAAUUAUUACAUGCAACAUUCACAUCGUGUACUAUACGUACACAAACCGAUAUACCAUUCAAUUCUGUUGUUAAAACCAACAAUAUUAUUAAUAACUUUGAAAAGGACAUACUAUCUUCAUCUCUUGAUACAUCUAUAAUAUCUUCACCACCUAAUGCACCGCCACUGCCAGAAAGUUUAGCAGGCAACAACUCGGUGUCACCAGCUCUACCCUUAAAAAAGACAGCAACAAUCACAUCCGAGCAACAAGUUUUUGCAUUACCUUCCAGUUCGACAGUACCAGAAGCGCCAUCGUUGAAGAGUGAUAUAUCUUGUUCUCCGUCAGUUUUGUCUACCAACGUGACAACAGGCUCUGUAUUAGAGCAACAACGAAUAUAUUCAUCAGGAAUAUCGAAAUUAUUAGAUAGUAUUCCCAGACCUGAAGGAAAAGUACGUCGAUUACCAUGGAAAAAAUUACAACAAACAAUUCUCAGUAAAAGUAACUUUUGGUCAGAUAUUAACGAUUGUGAUGAUGUAAAAAUUGACUUUAAAUUAAUUGAAAAAUAUUUUGAAAUCGAUGAUAGCAAUGAUUCAAAACAAAACGAUAAAACAGAUAAAAUUGUCUCUUCGCAUAUUCAAAUAUUACCAUGUACACGUUCAAUUAAUAUUGAUGUAUUUUUAAAAAAAUUUAAUAUUGAUUUUGACGAGAUAGUACAAGCAAUUUGUUGUUAUGAUACUAAAUCGACAAAUGUGGAAUGUUUAAGAAUGUUAUCAAAAAUAUUACCAACCUCCGAAGAGAUUACUCUUGUUAAUAAUCACAUGUGUGAUCAGUGGUCGACAGCUGAACAUUUUAUCCAUUCAAUUAGUAAAAUUCAACAUUAUGAAUUUCGUAUUCAGACACAAUUAUUGAUCGUUGAUUUUAAAGAAUUUAUAAGCGAUUAUAGAGAAAAAUUUCAACAAUUAUUGGAUACAAUGGAUUAUUUAAAACAUAAUUUAUCUAUUAAAGAAUUUAUUCGUUUAUUAUUGGCAAUUGGAAAUUUUUUAAAUUACGUACAUAUAUAA
Didymodactylos carnosus is the source of this 2199-nucleotide messenger RNA. The record is from the annotation of a GenBank genome assembly. Lineage: Eukaryota; Metazoa; Rotifera; Eurotatoria; Philodinida; Philodinidae.